Acinonyx jubatus (cheetah) is the source of this 2658-nucleotide messenger RNA. RefSeq names its product carbonyl reductase [NADPH] 1-like. The transcript has 3 exons. Gene Ontology annotation, molecular function: carbonyl reductase (NADPH) activity. NCBI's taxonomy places the organism in Eukaryota, Metazoa, Chordata, Mammalia, Carnivora, Felidae. The coding region runs from base 318 to 1196 and encodes 292 amino acids. The record is from RefSeq and is a predicted model, not a curated record.
CCAUCAGUCGACCUCAAACCAUUGCUUGGCUCACAGGUAGCAUCCUAAGAGGACACAGUCCUGGUUGGGCUCAAGGUGCAGCCCCAUGAAGUACGGAUUUGACACAGCGCCAUCAGGAAAACUUCUGGCGCUCUGGCCCCUCCUUUCAUGGAAGGACAGGGGUGGGGCUUCGGCUCUAGUAGUCACAGCAUUGGAACCAAGAACAUAGUUCUACUGGCAUCUCUGACUCUGGCCAGGUCUCCGCACCACUAGCCCUCGGUGUGGCCCACAGCACCAUCAGCUCCACACACAGGGCCUCGCUCGCGUUCCCCACAGCUAUGUGUUCAGACACCCGCGUGGCCCUGGUGACCGGGGCCAACAAGGGCAUCGGCUUGGCCAUCGUGCGUGACCUGUGCCGGCGGUUCUCCGGGGACGUGGUGCUCACGGCACGGGACGAGGCGCGGGGACGGGCGGCCGUGCAGCAGCUCCAGGGCGAGGGCCUGAGUCCGCGCUUCCACCUGCUGGACAUCGACGACCUGCAGAGCAUCCGCGCCCUGAGUGAUUUCCUGCGCAAGGAGUACGGGGGAUUGGACGUGCUGGUCAACAACACGGGCAUUGCCCUUGAUAUUGAUGAUCACACACCCUUACAUAUUAAAGCAGAAUUGACAAUGAAAACAAACUUCUUUGGUACUCGAAACGUGUGCACAGAACUGCUGCCUCUAAUGAAACCCCAAGGCAGAGUGGUCAAUGUGUCUAGCAUAAUGAGCUUGGUAGCUCUUAAGAACUGUGGCCCAGAACUGCAGCAGAAGUUCAGAAGUGAGACCAUCACAGAGGAGGAGCUGGUGGGGCUCAUGAACAAGUUUGUGGAAGACGUAAAGAACAGAGUGCACCAAAACGAGGGCUGGCCUGAUAUGCAAAUACUUACAUAUGGAGUGUCAAAGAUGGGUGUCACCGUCCUGUCCAGAAUCUAUGCCAGGAAACUGAGUGAGCAGAGGAGGGGAGACAGGAUCCUCCUGAAUGCCUGCUGCCCUGGGUGGGUGAGAACAGACAUGGGUGGACCUACAGCCAUUAAAAGCCCAGAAGAAGGAGCAGAGACUCCCGUCUACUUGGCCCUUUUGCCCCCGGAUGCCAAGGAGCCUCACGGGGCGUUUGUUAUGGAGAAGAAAGUUGAACAAUGGGGACCCCCCUCUCAGUUCCCUUCAUGGCUCCUGUUAUGAUACAGUCAUGAUUUGACCAAACAGAUUACACUGUCUACAAUGUCCUUAUCCACGUCAAGUACUCACAUUGAAUUGGUUACUAAUUCUGUGAAGUCUUCUGUGAUUUUUUCCAUAAUAUAUGAGAACAAAAAGUGGAAUUAAUGACCAUAAUGAAUGAACAUCAUACAUGAAUAAACAAUUCUAAGUAGAUGUCCACAUGUGCAGAUUACCCCUUGCCAACCAGCCCAAAAAAUUAACAGAACCUAAGUUAGGUCAAGAGAAGGGACAAUUUAACACAGGGGUUCAUAAACAUUAGUGAAUGAGCCAGAUGGUGAAUAUUUUGCCUUUGCACUUGAAUGGCCUCCGUUGGACCUACUCAAAUCUGCUGUUUACCUUGAAAGUCACCAUAGAUGAUAUAUAGACCCAUAAGGGGGUGGGAUUUCCCUAGCCAGCAUUCUUUAUCAGCCUCUACUAUGACAUUGGCACCCCACCACGGAUAGACAUUCACUGUGGUCUCGUUAAAUAUCAAAGUCAUUGGAGGAAAAGGAGCUGCAAGGUGUGAAAUGGGAGUGGGCACUAGAGGUGCAUCCAUAAGACAACGUGAGACAAGGGGGGAAAGGGAAUAUGGAUUGGUAUCAGUGCAUAUGAAAGAAUUACUGUCAAAUCUCCUCAAGGCUAAUGUGCUAUUCAUGUAGGGAUAAAUGGUCACCAAGUGUGUAACAUUAACACAGUUCAGCAAAGCCUCCACAGAAGAUGAACAUAUAAGGAAAGUGAAAUACUCAUCAUCGUUGGGGCUAGUUUGGAGGAUACAUGGGUGUCCGCGGUCCUAUUCUUCCCACUUUUCUCUCUGAGAGCUUUCAAGACAAACAUCUGGAAAUAAAAAGGUCUUGGCUCUGCUGCCUUACGCGACGACCUUGAGCAAAACCCUGCCUGUUGCUGUCUGUCAAUCUCCUCAAGCGUACAGUUCAGGGGAACUCAUAGGAUUGCCGAGAAGAGUAAAGGCACUAAUACAGGUGAGCAGGCUGCAAACAAGGGCGGUGCAAAGUGGCCUCCGUAGGCGUCCCCGGACUGGGGCCUGACACCUCCAGGGCCCAGAGGGGAGCUUCUUACUGCCCCACACCCAGCCUGGCUCCCGGGGGGCCUCCCACCACCUCCCACCCCUCACAGAAGCAUCCAUGUUGUACAGACUUCCUCCCCUCAUGAUUAUUUUUCAGUCUUCACCAGGGGUUUCAGGCUGACAGAAAUGAGAACUGAUGGGCCCUGCAAGCAAGUGUGGACUAGGGUCCAUACUUUAAAAGUCUUUCCCUUCAGGGGCGCUUGGGUGGCUCAGUCAGUUAAGCGUCCGACUUCAGCUCAGGUCAUGAUCUCACGGUCCGUGAGUUCGAGUCCCGCGUCGGGCUCUGUGCUGACAGCUCAGAGUCUGGAGCCUGCUUCGAAUUCUGUGUCUCCCUCUCUCUCUGACCCUCCCCUGUUCAUGCUCUGU